AUGGAAUGCAAAGCAGAACCAUACUCGGGUGGACCCGGGGACUUUUUAGAUAUCCCUGCAGCAGAACAAGAAAUAACUGUUGGAUCCAAUGAACCUGCUACUACAAACGUCAACAACUCGAUUGUGCAGAAUGUCGUUUCAAUGCCUUCAGAGAACGUUUUUCAGCAAGUUAGCCAUCCAGUCGUACGGAUGGCGGCACCUGGAGCAGUUCGUGCACCCCGAGUAAUCAUGGUCCAGCGUACCGGUCAGCCAAUGGGGUCUGCAACACCUGGUGCACCUGGUGGUCAGGGCAUUCGGGUAAGCAGUACUCUCUCACCUUACCGCUGUCCUCUUUUUUAUUUCAACGCCAAAUACUUGCUUUUACCUAUUAAUUUUUGCCUCGUCGUCACGGACAGCGGUCUACCCUGUGGGACCGAUGUUAACGUUGAUGCCUACGCAUGUAUUCACGAAGCUGAGCCCUAUCAAUUAUUGGCUUAUUAA
Dibothriocephalus latus is the source of this 480-nucleotide messenger RNA. NCBI's taxonomy places the organism in Eukaryota, Metazoa, Platyhelminthes, Cestoda, Diphyllobothriidea, Diphyllobothriidae. The record is from the annotation of a GenBank genome assembly.